AUGCUACACAGGAAUCGUAUGAAAGAUCCCUCGAGGAAAGCCAGUCCCCCAGGACCGACUUACAUGUCCGAUGACCAAGUUGCAAACUACUUGAAAGACCUUCGUACCAACCGACCCUCCAGACCAAAUGGUUCUCGUCCCUUGCCGUCUCGUUCCACCACCUCCAUGUCCAAGGUUCCCGAGGAUCCUCCACGAGCCGCAUCCGCUUUGUCCAUGAACGAAUGGCGCGAGUCGUCGGCAAAGGAGUCAACGCAUACAGACCCAUACCCUCGUUCUGCAAGCGCAAUGUCAAACAGCAGACGAUCUUCUGAUAUGAACCGCAACAGUUUUGCCGGACGCCCUCUGGUUCAGCAGCCAAGUGGAUAUUCCGUGCGCUCAAGCUAUGCGCCUAGCGCCAGAAUUACAUCUCAGUAUGGAUCCGUAUCACCCAGUGCGGUCUAUCGCGAAAGUGGCUCUCGCUGGAUGGAACGACAAGAAGCGCGCUCGUUGCGGGAUGCGCUGGAGGAAAUGGACUUGCAAGAUGAGGAACGUUUGCAUUCUGCUGCCCAGGACGAAGCGACCAAACUGGUUUGGGAACAUCAGAAUCCAGGAGCGGCUUACAAAAAUCCACAUGCCGCUUAUCGCAACCCAGAUCUCCACGGGACCAACAGAUUCCGACAACAUCUAGAGAAGGGUAGUCACGCUAGGAGCCAGGCCAUAGGUGGUACCGACAUUCCCUAUAGCCACCGAAAGUCUCUUUCGGAAUCUGGAAGCAAUGAAGAGGCACAGUCUCCGAGAAGCUCGAACGGGUCUACGAGAGAAAGUAUUAGGAAGAAGGGAAGAGUUAAUUUCGCGCUGCCUUCCGAAAAUGAUUCUACCGAGUCUCGCCAUGUUGUGCCAAGGGCGAGGACAGUGAGCAACGAAUCCGCGAAGGGCAUCUUCAGGAACCCAGAAGACUCGAUAUACGAAGAACCGGAGGAGUCGAGCACCCAGACCGUCGGACAGAGUUCACCUACAAAUGUACGAUCGGCCCUUAAAAUAAAGCCCAGGAACUCUCUACCGCAAGGCUCGAAUCCUCCUGUUCGAGUAAGGAACUCUCCUUUCGACAGAAAGCAAAACAAAGUUGAUAUACACAAGAACCCGCCAAGUCAGACAAGAAAUCCUCUUUACACUACGAAUGCCCCUGUCCAGACAACCCCGGAGUUAAGAAGGAAGAAGGAGGAGAAGGAGAAGGGAGAAGACGACGACGCCGACGAAAUCCGCAUGAAAAAUGGGAUGGAAGUCCGGAGUGAUGAUAUUAGAGCGGCCACAAGCAUGAAGCUGAAGGAUCGCAGUUCGAAAUUGCCUAUGCCUACAGCUGUCAGUGACCGGCCGGGACAGCCUAUUAUCAGCUUUGACCCGGCAUGGCAGCCCCCGGAAGAGAAGUCGAGUUGCUCCCAAGACGGGCCGCUGGUUAUUAACGUCGUCGAGGCACCGGAUAGCAUUCCGACCAUCAAUGUUCUCGACGAUUCAAAGGAAGAUGCCCCAUCGAUCACCGUUGAACCACCUAAGGAAUCCACUGGAGCAUCUGAGUCUGUCGCGUCUAGGCGCCGCAAGUUUGAUAAUCCUCAAAGCAUGAGACCAACUUCUCAAGGUAAAUGGUACUCUCCAUUCACCAGGGCUGGUGUCCCAACAGCAACUUGUACAAAUUGCGGGCUGCCCAUUGAGGGUCGAGUAGUUACAGCUGCAGGAUCUCGGUUCCACCCCGAAUGUUUCAAUUGUUAUCAUUGCGGAACUGGACUGGAGUGUGUUGCAUUCUACCAAGAACCAGAAGUGAAACGGGAAGAGAGACUGUCUCAAGCCGCAGCUGAGGACAACGACGCUCGUGGGUUGCGUUUCUACUGUCAUCUUGACUAUCACGAAUUAUUCAGCCCCCGUUGCAAAAGUUGUAAAACUCCAAUUGAAGGAGAGGUUGUUGUCGCCUGUGGUGCCGAAUGGCACGUGGGUCAUUUCUUCUGCGCUGAAUGCGGUGAUCCUUUCUCACAAGAGAAACCAUUUGUAGAGAAAGACGGAUUCGCCUGGUGUCUGCGCUGCCACUCCCGUCGCACAGCAUCCCGAUGCCUCGGCUGCAAGCAGCCGGUACUAGAGGAUGUUAUCGUCACAGCCCUCGGCGGCCAAUGGCACGAUAAAUGCUUUGUUUGUCAUACAUGCGGCGGUGGCUUCGGGCCUGAAGGACGGUUUUUUGUGAAAGAAGGCGAACCGAAACGUACUGCUAAGGGACGUAUCAUUGGCGGACCCGUACAGCUCGCGGUAUGUGAGGUAUGUGAAGCUAGACGGUUGAAAGCGUAG
Talaromyces stipitatus ATCC 10500 is the source of this 2307-nucleotide messenger RNA. Its product is annotated as LIM domain protein. The coding region runs from base 1 to 2307 and encodes 768 amino acids. Gene Ontology annotation, cellular component: nucleus; Z disc. The transcript has 3 exons. Gene Ontology annotation, molecular function: transcription coregulator activity. Lineage: Eukaryota; Fungi; Ascomycota; Eurotiomycetes; Eurotiales; Trichocomaceae. The record is from RefSeq and is a predicted model, not a curated record.